CCUGUGUGCGAUUACGUCGGGUGUUUUUCUGCGUGACAGAAGUGCUGCGGGACGUGCGGGUUUCUGUCCCCGCUCAGGUGGCUCGCCGAGGCCGACAUUUAGCGUUUGAAUGUUCACAUCCAUUCAGGAAGACGAGUAGAGAAGCGCUGCUCGUGCCCGAGAACAUGGACUUGCACAUAUUAGACCACCGGCUGCGGGUCACCAGCAUAGCCAAGAACGGACUUGUUCAUUACACACAUUCCUUGAUAAAGCUGAUAUUUCUCCGGAACAGGACACGGUGCAAGUUUUUCAGCUUGACGGAAACGCCGGAGAACUACACCGUUGUCCUCGAUGAGGAGGGAUUCAAAGAGCUGCAGCCCUCGGAGCACCUUCAGCUCGAGAGCUCCAUCUGGUUGCCUCUCAACGUGGUAUCCAACGGCAACGCCUCCAGCAGCUCGCAGGCUGUCGGCGUGACCAAGAUUGCCAAGUCGGUCAUCGCUCCCCUUGCCCAGCAGCACGUCUCCGUUUUCAUGCUCUCCACCUAUCAGACGGACUUCAUCCUGGUGAGGGAGAAAGACCUGUCGGUGGUCGUCAGCACGCUGGAGGAGGAGUUCAGCAUCUACCGAGAGGUGGGGGGGGAGUCGGUCCCCGUGUGUGGUCCAGACGUUUCCAACGGCCUCCAGAAGAACGGCAAAGAAGCCAUCCAGCCGACUCUGCACCCGGUGCUGAUCCCCCAGAACCAGUUCUGCGUCAUGUCUCUGGACCCGGACACGCUGCCGUCCAUCGCCACCACGCUCAUCGACGUCGUCUUCUACUCCAGCUGUCCUAAGGAAGACGUCCAGUCCUCUGCAGGCCAGGACCUGGACUGCAUCAAGUUCUUCUCUUUCUCCCUCAUCGACGGCUACAUCUCGCUGGUGAUGGACAGCGAGGCUCAGAGACAGUUUCCUGCUGAUCUCCUGUUCACCAGCUCUUCGGGGGAGCUGUGGAGGAUGGUGCGUAUCGGCGGACAGCCGCUGGGAUUCGACGAAUGCGGCAUAGUCGCGCAGAUAUCGCAGCCUCUCGCCGACGGCGACAUCUCCGCCUACUACAUCAGCACCUUCAGCUUCGACCAUGCUCUGGUCCCUGAGGAGGACAUAGUGAGUGUGACAGACAUGCUGCAGCAGCGCAGGAAAGAGCCGAGCACCAGCUGAUCCACGAGGCAGCUGGGACGCUGGAUGAUGGGGGCUCGGCGAGCCUCUCCUUCCUCCAGCUCCACGGCGGCUCUGACGGCGGGCAGGAAGGGAGGUUGACUCUGUGCCUAGCUUAGCGCUGCAUCACCAGCGGUAUCAACCACCAAGAAACGUUGCCAUGAACACCAGAAUUGCUUUUCUGUGGCGUGCACCCGCUCGGCCCGCUCGGCCUCCUGUCUCACCUCUUACGACCCAGGAUGCACCGAGUCCCAGGAGCCCACAGGUGCACGCGUGCACGUCACGGUGCUCAGUUCCUUCUAGAUGCACACACACACACACACACACACACACACACACACACACAUAAAUGGCGCUCAUCUAUUCAAAUAAACAAGCAGCAGGUCAGGCACGAAUGUGAACGAUAGGAGUUGAAAUCCGUUUGCUUAUUAUGGGAAGCUGAAUUAAUAACUUUUUAUUCUCACAUACUUGUUACCAGUAGUUUAAAAACACAGUUAGUCUACCUUUUUUGUUAAUAUUAUAAAACAUGGCCAUAAAAAGUGAAGGUAGUGUGGAAGUAAACCAUGUUGCAGCCCUUCAUUCUACUAAAGUCAAGUCGAGGGAACCUGAAUGUUUUCAGAGGGGAAGAAGAGAGCAGCUCUGUUUAUAAGUCUUAUAUUUCUGGAGGAAGGAAGCUAAAAACAAGUUUUCUGUAUUAAACUUCCCAUAAAAUUGUACUUGCAGUAUUGUUCAUGGCCAAUACGUCCUGUGAUUCACAUCACACAUUUGCUUGUGUCUGACUAAGCUGGGACAAGAAAUGCCAUUUCAUGGUCUUAAUAAUAUUUUAGUCAUUUCGCAGGAAGCUGUUCUUCGAAAAAUGCGAUUGACUCAGCUCCACAGACAUAUUUGUAAAGCUCCAUUAUGGGCAUUCACGUGGCCAUUCGAGUGGGGGGGUCAACUCCCAACCUUUUUCUCCCAUUUUCUUUUUUUUUAAUUAUUUUUUAAAUACCUAGGCAAAGAGGUAUUUGAUGAGAACAUUUUAGUACAAAUUUUGUGUCAUUUAACCGUCACACCAUAUGGGACCCUGACCCCACAUGUCAGGGUUGGGAAGUGAAAGUAUGUACUUCAAAAUCCAACACAAUUGUGAGAUAAUGAAUCCUACAAUACUGGUAGAAUUUUUUCUUUCUGUCUUUAUAUUUAUAUAUAUAUAUAUAUAUAUAUAUAUAUAUAUAUAUAUAUAUAAAUAAAUAAAUAAGAGGUCAGCAUUUUUUUUCUUUAAUAAUCAGCAUUACCCAAGGUCAAUAACACUAUGUCUUAGCUACUUUUUAUUUGCACAAUAAAUGUUUGAUUUAACAAAUAUCACGUAGAAUAUUUUCUUUGGUACAUUUUAUACAAUUUGAAGUGUUCUGUAAACGUUUGUAUUCUUUGUGCUGCUUCAUUCAAUAGAAAAUAAAGAAGGAUGA
Molecule: messenger RNA, 2608 nt
Organism: Cololabis saira (Pacific saury)
Lineage: Eukaryota; Metazoa; Chordata; Actinopteri; Beloniformes; Belonidae
Gene: castor1
Product: cytosolic arginine sensor for mTORC1 subunit 1
Exons: 9
Coding region: 165-1169 (334 amino acids)
Biological process (GO): cellular response to L-arginine; negative regulation of TORC1 signaling
Cellular component (GO): cytosol
Molecular function (GO): arginine binding
Source: RefSeq, a predicted model, not a curated record